UGGCCCCACACACUGCAGGCCCUCCUUCUGCAUGACACAUGAAGAACAGAAAGGAAAACACAGACACCCAGUUGACAGCUCACACACAGACGUCCAAGGAUGACCCUCUCUUGCAUGUGCUUUGGUUUGUUCAUAUGGAUGGCAGCGGCUUCACUGGCCACCAUUCAAGCUACGCCGUAUGUUCUCUACACCAAAAUCAACGGCUCGGAAACUAUCACCUGUGAAUGUCCAGAUCACUCCUGCCAGGAGGUUUUUUGGUACCGAUACCUUGAGAGGACAAAGACUCUUCAGUUCCUCUUGUAUUGUAACAGCGCUGGCAGAGAGCGACAUGGAGAAAACCUGUCCGCCACUCGCUUCAAGGGCUUGGUGUCCUCCGGACAGAGGGUGGUCUACACCCUGCGCAUAACAGGACUACAGGAGAAUGAAAUCGGCUUCUAUUCCUGCAUGUUUAAAACUAAAAAUACUAUGCCUGUUGGAUAUUACAUAAUGCCUGGAGUGAAUCCUCCAACAGUUCAGCCGCCAACAGUUAAGACCAAGACACCCAAGAAGACCUGUAAUUGCAAACCCCCCAUGUCUCCUAAAGGCUGUGAACAAUCAGUGCUUUGGCCGGGCAUUGGUGCUCUUUUGCUUUUGGCCAUUACACUUGCUGGCACACUUUACUACUUUAGUCGUCUACCUAAGAAGUGUAGACAUCGAUUUACCAAGACGAAUCAGUUGCGAUGAGGUGGAAGAACACACUCUUCAUGUCAAACAAAUCUGGUGGUCUUUUUUCUCUCCAAAGUGAGGACCUGUCGAAGUCUCCGAAAUUUUGCCAUGGCUUCACACAAAUCAAAUAUAUUGGGUUUUAGAAUGUAAAAAAUGUGUGUAUAUAAAAAUAAUAGCUUAAAUUUAUAGUUCAGUGUUUCAUCAGACGUUACUCAACCAACAGUCCACUUAAUGAAUUCGAUUCAUUGUCUUACUUGACUGAAUUAAACCAGAGCAGAAAAUACCAGCAGGAUCAUCACAAAACUGAACUCACUCUAGACUUGGACUAACCUCAUCUGUCUUAAUCGAGCUUUGAGUUUUGUUCUUGCCAGUACAGUAUGCUUUAUUUGUGACUGAAUGUACAGUUUUCUCAUUUUGAUGUUCUUUUAUCUCAUAUGCUGACAUUUUAUGCUUUCGUGUAAUGCUCAUUAAAGUUAUUUUAAUCAAGUUUAAA
Cyprinus carpio (common carp) is the source of this 1198-nucleotide messenger RNA. It is a transcript of the gene cd8b, whose product is annotated as cd8 beta. The record is from RefSeq and is a predicted model, not a curated record. Gene Ontology annotation, molecular function: MHC class I protein binding; coreceptor activity. Lineage: Eukaryota; Metazoa; Chordata; Actinopteri; Cypriniformes; Cyprinidae. Gene Ontology annotation, cellular component: cell surface. Gene Ontology annotation, biological process: regulation of immune response.